GAUACACACCAUGGAGAACAGGCAGUUUCUCUCUCCCUCUUUCUCUUUAAUUUUGCACACUUUUUCACAUUCACACCUUGUUACACCUUGGAGAAAAUGUCAAGGUCUCACUCGCACUCGAUCUUCCUGUACCGUUAACUCGCCAAAAUGUAACAGAUGUAACAGAACACACAGUUUUCCCUAACAUUAAGUUGGGCUUCUGUCAACAGGGCCUCAGUACAAGAAGAAAGAAGACGAGCAGACAUCACAACAAAAAGUGCUGUAGGAGAUGCGAGGUCAAAGGAUUGACGUAGAGCAGCUUCUCAGGCAGUCACAGACUGAACUGCUGUGGAUCCAGCGACAACUGUUAAUCAUAGCAGCAGGAGAUGCCAAACAUGCCCGAGCCCAAAAGAAGCUGAAGCAGGAAGCCCAGCCGUUGCACCUGGCCUCUCACGCAGCCCACCAUGUGAAUCGCUGCCACCUCCUAGAGGAAAAGAACAGAGCUCUUAAACUAGAGCUAGCCGCUCUCAGACAGCAGAAACGGCAGCACCGAUCUCUGGAGUCAGAGGUCAACGAGCGGAGGAAAAGGUGUCAGAUCCUUGAGAGAGAAGUGAAGAAUAAGACAUUAGAAUGUAAGACUUUGAAGAAUGAGCUUCAAGAUGCUUUGCUGGAGAGAAAACGGCUCAAUCGUGAGCUGUUUAGUCACAUCUUGAAGGCCACAGAGUACGAGAAGGUAAAGUCAGACUAUGAUCAGCUCAGAAAAGCUUUUGGUUGUGUGAGUCAAGAGAGAGACUCUGCCAGGCAGGAGAAGGCUCAGCUCCAAGACAAACUGGAGAAUCUUGAGCAGGUCCUGAAGCAUAUGCGAGAGGCUGCAGAUCGGCGGCAGCAACUGGAGGCAGAGCAUGAGCAGGCCUUGGCUUUCCUCAACUCCAGACAGCAGGAGAUCAACCUUCUGCAGAAGGUUCAGGCUGAAGCUGAAAAAGAGCAUGAAGAAGUGGUGCAUCUGCUAGAGAGCCAUAUGGACAAAAUGCAGGUCAAGGUUCAUGACUUAGAGCAGAAAUGCCGGACACAGAGUGAGCAGUGCAAUAUUUUGUCGAAAGAGCUGGAGAAAUAUCACCUGGGGUCAGACGCGGAGGAUACACUCAACACUGACUCACAGGAGAAAAACUUGUGCAACAGUUACAACAGCCUGCAGCGCCAGGCCAAAAAAAGUGAUGAGAGAUCUGACGGAUCUCCACUGGUCUCAGAACUGCCCAUAGUACAGCAACACAAGAGAGACAAGCCAGAGCAGCUGUCGGUCAAACCCACGGUCCAAACCCAGAAUCGCUCCAGCAGCCCUGUGCAAGCAUCUCUCUCAGAGAUGGACGAUGAGGUGAGCCCAGCUCCGAGGUCCAAGGCAAGAUACACAGGCCAGGUCCGUCUCUGCACUGCCCGAUACAGUUAUAAUCCCUAUGAUGGACCUAAUGAACAUCCAGAAGCAGAGCUCCCUCUUGUGGCAGGGAAGUAUUUGUACGUAUAUGGAGUCAUGGACGAUGAUGGAUUUUAUGAAGGAGAGCUAUUGGAUGGCCAGCGUGGCCUGGUUCCCUCUAAUUUUGUGGAGUUUGUCCAGGACAAGGAAAAGCCAUCUAUUGAGGGUGGAGAAGAGCAGGGCAGGCUGGAGCAGAGCUGUUUGAGCCUGAUGACCAUAGAUGGAGGCGCUCCUCUGGACAGCCUUAGCAGCGACACUCUCGGCCACUGCAGCAAUGGGACAGGCGCUCUGGAUGGAGAGGAGCUGAGUGAUGACAUCGUGCCUUACCCCAGGAAGAUCAACCUGAUUAAACAGCUGGCGAGAAGUGUGAUAGUGGCUUGGGAAGCACCUCUAGUGCCCCUUGGCUGGGGCAACAUCAACGGCUACAAUAUCUUAGUGGAUGGGGAAGUACGUUCCUCUGUGCCAUUUGGAGGCAGGACCAAACUGCUUCUCGAAAAGCUGGACCUGGCUGCCUGCACAUACCGCGUGUCAGUACAGAGCGUGACGGACAGGGGGCUCUCUGAUGAGUUGCGCUGCACCUUGCUGGUGGGCCGCAAUGUUGUGGUGGCACCCACCGGUCUGCGCAUGGAUGAUAUUUUGCGUGACUCUGCUGAACUUUCGUGGUUGCCCAGUAAUAGUAACUACGCCCAUGUUGUGUACUUAGAUGGUGUGGAGCAUGCUGUGGUGAAGCCGUGCUCUUACAAACUGCGUUUUGUGAACCUGAAGGCCGCCACAGUGUACAAAGUAAAAGUGUUGGCCAAACCUCACCAGGUGCCCUGGCACAUGCCUCUGGAACAGAGAGAGAAGAGAGAGGCUGGGGUGGAGUUCUGCACCCAAGCUGCAGGACCCCCUCUGCCUCCUCAAGAAGUCCAGGUCCAGUGUGGACAAGCCCCAGGAGUCCUCCAAGUUCGUUGGAAGCCACCUCCAAUGACACCCAUGGGAACCUCCAACGGUGCAAAUGUCAUUGGCUACGCAGUGUGCACUAAGGGUCAGAGGAUUGCUGAGGUGUUGUAUCCACUGGCAGACUAUGCGGCAGUAGAACUGAACCGUCUCCAGUGCUUAGAGGCCCGUGAGGUUAUUGUCAGGACUUUAUCAGCACAAGGGGAAUCUCAAGACUCCCAUGCCGCCGUCAUUCCAAACCACCUGCUGGUGCCUCUUCCUAAAACCCUUCCUCCUUCUCACCACAUGCAAUCACCUCUCCCACCACAACAGUCCCAACCAAUGCCUCGUCAUCCUCAAAUCCGGGCCCUUCCCCCUCACCCUGGACAACAACCACCCACCCAUCUCCAACCCCUCCCCGUUCGCCCCAACCAGCCCCCAUCUCAUCUCCAUCCCCACCAUAUGCCCCAUCCCACACAGCCCUCUCCACCCCACCUCCAGCCUUUACCACCACACCCCAUCCCUCAACCCCAGCCCACCAUCCCAAUGCCCCAGCCUCAGACGUCCAUGCCCAUGCCCCAACCCCAGCCCCAACCACCCAUGCCUAUGCCUCAGCCCCAACAGCCCAUGGCCAUGCCCCAACCCCAGCAGGCCAUCCCCAUGCUUCAACCCCAGCCAGCUAUCCCGAUGCCCCAGCCUCACAUUCCCCAACUGCCCCUUCCCCAAUCCCAAAGACCACUAAGUGCCAGAGAGCUGGAAACCAAAGAGCCAGGGCCAGGAAUGCUUCAUCAUGGAGGGGGCCCACCUCAGCCAUGGGAGCCUGGCUGCUCCCCAUCAGGCAUGCCCACAGGCCUGCCACAUGGACACACCCUGGAUGCCCCGGCCUGCCCAAACCACCGCUCCCCGUCACCUCAAAGGAUCCUCCCCCAGCCCAGGGGUACACUCAUUCCUGACACUGUGGCCAAGGCUAUUGCCAGAGAGGCAGCCCAAAGAGUGGCUGCAGAGAGUGGACGGAUGGAGAGGAGAAGCCAGGGCUUUCACUCUCAAAAUUCAGAUGAGGAAGAGGAUGAGGAAAGCUAUCAGGCCCGCAGAAGAGGAGCAUCUGUGGAUGACUUCCUCAGGGGCUCAGAGCUGGGCAGGCAGUCUCAUUACAGCCACAGCGAAGAGUAUCAUACAGAGAGCAGUCGAGGCUCGGACCUCUCGGACAUCAUGGAAGAGGACGAGGAGGAGUUGUAUUCUGAAAUGCAGCAUGAAGAAGGCAGGCGACGAAACUCCCACAAUGCACUCAAGACCGGAGGCAGCACUCCAUCUUCGAGUCAGCUGGAUCGGGAAUCAUACCGGAAGCCAUCUCACAGAGGUCCUCAACCUCAGCGCCGACCCCUCACGGUCCCAUCCAUUGGUCAGUGCUCUCCCAAUGGAUACAGGGACCGAAGCCGCCACUCUCCCCCGUACUAUGAUGAGUCUGAGCAGGAGGAUUCGUUUCGAAUCUUUGUGGCGCUCUUCGACUAUGACCCUCUCUCCAUGUCCCCUAACCCUGAUGCAGCUGAUGAGGAACUCCCUUUUAAAGAGGGACAGAUAAUAAAGGUAUAUGGGGAUAAGGAUAAUGAUGGCUUUUAUCGUGGGGAGAUCCGGGGCAGGUCUGGACUUAUUCCCUGUAACAUGGUGUCGGAAAUCCGUGCUGAGGAUGAUGAAACUAUGGAGCAGCUCAUGAAACAGGGAUUCCUCCCUCUCAACACUCCUGUAGACAGAAUAGAACAAAAUAGGAGAGGUCGCCACCCAGUGGCCACAAGACGAAUGGUUGCCCUGUAUGACUACGACCCCAGAGAGAGCUCACCAAACGUGGAUGUUGAGGCUGAACUGACAUUCUGUGCUGGUGAUAUCAUUGCUGUUUUUGGGGAUAUAGAUGAAGACGGCUUCUAUUAUGGUGAGCUUAAUGGACAUCGGGGCUUGGUUCCAUCCAAUUUUCUUGAAGAAGUGCCUGAUGACGUGGAGGUCUAUCUGACGGACACUCCUUCCCACCACGGUCAGGACGAGCCCAAUCCGGUACCGGCACCGCGCCCAGAGACCAAACGGGUGCCUGUGGAAAGUACAUUGCCAGCUCCUGCCUCUGGAAGACCCGCCUCUCCCACUGUGCGUCCUUUGCUUCCCGUUGGCCCAGUCAGGCCGCUGAGCCCUGCCAGGGGUCCACGGGACCUGGCAUCUAAAAAGAAAAAAGGACUGCUUUCUAAGGGGAAGAAACUACUCAAAAAGUUCUCAAAGUAAAAGUAUGAGAUUGAUUUCAAAUUCAUAUGGCUACAACAGCAUACAGAUUUCUCUCUCAAAAGGGAAAACACCAAUCCCCAGUGUUUCAGAAAAGUCUACAGUGAUUUUUUGUCACACACAAAAAAAAUAAAAAAUUCUAAACAGCUUUCACAUUAACAUGCCACGUGCAUAUUCUGAAAAAGAUAUUUUGAAAAUAUUCUGAAAUAUCCAGAUGAAAAGGAGCAUAUGUCAGUGAGCUUGCUAAUUGGUUGUCAGAAUGAAAGCAUCUAUUCAUACUGUGAUGUAGAGGACAAAGAGACAUUAUUAAUAUUUAAGGAAUUCCUUCAAUUAUAAUUUACAUAUUUCAAAUCAAAGUGCUGGAUUUUGAAUUAAAUAUUUAAUCUCAUAGAUUUUAAUGUUUGGUAUAGCACUUCGAGAUAAAAACAGUUCAAAAAGCACUUUAAAUAUGGUCUGACAUUGUCAGUCAAAUAGCAGUAAAUGAAAUAAAAAAAAAAAACUCCAGACCAUAUUAAGUGCAUUAGUCCGAAACAAAAAGGACCACAAUCAAAAGAAGUGUUUCCAUAGAAAGAUGCGCAAGGUGCAAAAUGGCAUAACUGACCAGAACAGUCUAUGAGCAAAUCCUUUUAAACAUUGCUGUGGCCUUCAUCUAAACUCAGUAAGUACAGUAUAUUACCUACAUCUGAUGUCUCUAUACAUCAGUCUUUGCCAAGUAUUCUCCCUUUUGCUUGCUCUAAGAUCUCCCUUUCCUGCGUUUAUCAUGAGAAUGACUUUGAAGUUAUAAAAAUACAAUGGAAAGUUUCUGUGUUUGCCUUUCAAUGCACAAUACGGUGUGUUUUGGUGAAUGGCUCGUGUGUGUGGGUGUUUGUGUGUGUGUGUGUAUGUGUGUGUGUCUCCCCUCUGCAUCCAUGUUCGUGCAAUCCCUUAAACCUGAAAAGGGACAAAUGUUGUUAUAAACUUUUGUGAUAAUGUGACGUGCUGCUAAUUACAAGUUGUUUCCUGUUCCUUUCUAAAGUCAAUAAGGGUGGUGUCAUCUUCAUAAGAAGAAAUAUUUAAGCAAAGAUGGUGUCUUGGUGUCUCCUCGAAUUUCACUUUCUAAGGGCCGGUUUACACAGAAUGCAUUUUUGCGAUGGGUUUUUAUCGUUUUUCGAUGGAAACAUGCGAAAGACUGACAUUUGACACUCUUUCUCAACAUUAUAGUUUGUUUUUAAAAAGCAAAUGUAGUUGGACUACACGCAUAGAAACACUGUGUUCUUUGCCAUUCCAUUUUAAACACAAGAGUGCAUUCUGUAUAAAUGGAUUUUCAUCCAAAAAUGAAAUUUCUGUCAUUAUUUAGGCUACCCACCCUAAUGUCAUUCCAAAACUUUCUUUAUUCUGUGGAACAUAAAAGAAGAUAUUUUGAGAAAUUUCUCUCCCUCUCUCUCUUCAGUCCAUACAAUGGAAAACAUUCUUCAAAAUAGGACCAUCUUUUAUGUUUUGCAGAAGAAAGAAGUCAUACAGGUUAGAACGACACUUUCAUUUUUGGGUGAACAACCCUUUUAACACCGGUUUACACGAAUGGGUCAUGGCUGGUUAUGAGAACAUCGUCUAUAGGCCUAAACAACAUAUCCUUGCUGCUGUUAUCAUUGGCUGUUUUUCCUGAGGUCUUUGCUUGCUACGGUAGAAUCAAAUCUCUUUGCUGAGGACUUUAUAAUACAUAUUCUCAGCUACCAAAAUACAGGUUAAGUAAUACCCUCAGGCAAAACUACCUAUGAUAGCUCAGUUGUCUCAAGCUAUAAUCUAGUAGUUUACAUUAAGGGCAAAAUCUCUUGCAUUAACACAAAACAUCUUGCCCCUGCAACUGGAAAUGCGAGGUUGAGCCAACAUUUGGUGGCAUCUCACAGUAAUGUGGCCAGUUGGAUUUAGAUUGCACUCUUGAAUGGUUUGAUCCAGGGUAAAUACUGUGUGUGUUUGAUUUUUUUUAUCUUUAAAAAAGAUUAUAAUAAAAGUAUACUAUAUUUAAUCAUUUUAAUUAAAAAUUAAGACAUUCAUUUGGGGUGAAUGGAGUUUAUUUGUUGUAGAGAAAAAACAUGGAGGGUUCUAAUAAUAAAAAAAAAUGGUUGGAUAGCCAAAAAGGAAUGUAUGAAAUGUUCAGCUGCCUGUAUAGCUUGCAACAUCAUUUUGCCAAAAGAAAAAUAAAAGAGAUUACAUAUAUUUUCAUUUAACAGAAAUAUCUCUAUUAUUAUCAUAAAUCCCAAGUGUUCGUUUGUGACUGGAUGUUAUAAGUGUUCAUUUCGCCGGUUACUCUUUUGUACACCAUUUGUAGAUAAUUUAUAAAUGUUUAUACUUAAUUUACAGAUUUUCAGACUUUUUUAGUGCUUUAAGAUUUAAUAUUCAACAGUGUAAGUGUUCUCCAUGGUGUCUUCAAGAAAAGAUGCUCAAGUCUGCAAUUCUGUGCUUGCUCUGUGAAUUAAAGAGAAAAAAGAACUUGUUGGUCUAUAUUUACUGAUAUGGACUAUUGUGCGGCUGUGCAUGUGUAGA
This is a messenger RNA of Onychostoma macrolepis, 7144 nucleotides long. RefSeq names its product RIMS binding protein 2a (gene rimbp2a). Gene Ontology annotation, biological process: neuromuscular synaptic transmission. The record is from RefSeq and is a predicted model, not a curated record. Lineage: Eukaryota; Metazoa; Chordata; Actinopteri; Cypriniformes; Cyprinidae. Bases 269 to 4627 code for a protein of 1452 amino acids. The transcript has 25 exons. Gene Ontology annotation, molecular function: protein binding.